CUUUAUCUAUUCCAAUCCAAUGUAAAUUCUUUGGUUCUUAUGCGUCACGCUCACGCUUAUGGCCAUGUAUAAAUAAACCGCCAACACCAAAAACUUGAAACCAUCGUCAUUCGUCAACAGAAAAAACCAAAAACAAACACUCACACAGUAAGAGAGAGAAGAAAAAAAAACGAUGGAAGCGAGAAAUAACGGAACUAGCGAGAGAGCUUCGAAUGGAGUCAUCGAUGGACCUACGAACCCUAUGGUCACGCCUCUUCUCAAUGAUCUCUAUCAAUUCACCAUGGCUUAUGCUUAUUGGAAAGCAGGCAAACAUCAAGAACGCGCUGUGUUUGAUUUGUAUUUUCGGAAGAAUCCGUUUGGUGGGGAGUAUACUGUGUUUUCUGGUUUGGAGGAAUGCAUAAGGUUUAUAGCUAAUUUUAAACUCGCCGAGGAUGAGAUUGAUUUUGUUAGGCAAAGUUUGUCUACUUCUUGUGAGGAGGAGUUCUUUGACUAUCUUAGAGGACUGGACUGCUCCGAUGUAGAGGUGUAUGCUAUUCCCGAGGGAUCAGUCGUUUUUCCUAAGAUACCCUUGCUUAGAGUUGAGGGUCCAAUUGCUGCCGUUCAAUUAUUGGAAACUCCUUUUGUGAAUCUAAUUAAUUUUGCAUCAUUAGUUUCUACUAAUGCUGCAAGGCAUCGCAAAGUUGCUGGAAAAUCCAAAACUUUACUUGAGUUUGGACUACGAAGGGCUCAGGGGCCUGAUGGUGGAGUAGGAGCGUCAAAGUACUGUUAUCUUGGUGGAUUUGAUGCUACAAGCAAUGUUGCAGCGGGGAAGUUAUUCGGAAUACCGCUUCGUGGUACACAUUCCCAUGCCUUUGUUAGCUCAUAUAUGAGCCUUGAUGAGAUUACAGACAAAUCACUUCGCAGAAAAGAUGGUUCAAGUACAUGUGAAGAUUUUGUUAGUAUAGUUCAAACAUGGCUGAGCAAAAUUCAGUUGUUAAAUGGUGUAUUUGGUGAGACCAAUCAGAGUGAGUUGGCAGCAUUCACGUCAUAUGCAUUGGCAUUUCCUGAUAACUUUCUUGCCCUUGUAGACACAUAUGAUGUGAUGAGAAGUGGAAUCCCGAAUUUCUGUGCAGUUGCAUUAGCUCUUGGUGAUUUGGGAUACAAAGCAGCUGGUAUUAGAUUGGAUUCUGGUGACCUUGCAUAUUUGUCUUGUCAGGCCAGGAAGUUCUUUUGCUCCAUUGAGGAUGAAUUUAAGGUGCCUGGAUUUGGGAAGCUUAUAAUCACUGCUAGUAAUGACCUCAAUGAAGAAACAUUAGAUGCGUUAAAUAAACAGGGUCAUGAGGUUGAUGCCUUUGGAAUUGGUACAUACCUAGUCACAUGUUAUGCUCAAGCUGCCUUAGGUGUUGUUUUCAAGCUGGUUGAGAUCAAUAAUCAGCCUCGUAUCAAACUUUCUGAAGAUGUAUCAAAGGUCUCUAUUCCAUGUAAGAAGAGAUCCUAUAGGUUGUUUGGGAAAGAAGGUUAUCCCUUGGUAGACAUAAUGACUGGAGAAAAUGAACCCUCUCCAAAGGUCGGAGAACGAAUCCUGUGCCGUCAUCCCUUCCAAGAGUCCAAGAGAGCAUAUGUCGUGCCACAGCGUGUUGAGGAGCUUCUAAGGUGUUACUGGCCUGGUAAAUCAGGUAAAACAAGGGAAACAUUACCACCUCUAAAGGAAAUAAGAGAGCGAUGCAUCAACCAACUGGAGCAAAUGCGACCUGAUCACAUGAGGAAACUUAAUCCAACUCCAUACAAGGUUAGUGUAAGUGCAAAAUUAUAUGAUUUCAUUCAUUUCUUGUGGCUCAAUGAGGCACCGGUUGGGGAGCUGCAGUAAUAACAAGACAAAAAACCCAGUGGACUUGGCAAAAUGGAUUUCGAUAGAAAUUUCUUUUAUACAGUAUAGAUGUAUUUAAUGUGCUUUGACUGUAUAUUUAUGUUGGAGGAACCAUUAUUCUUUCAAGGCCUGUGGAUUGUGUUGCAAAUAAACCAUCUUUGCCAUUGAUCAUUAUACUGUAAUAAACUUCACGUGAAACUGACUGUCAAUAUUACAGUUUUCAAGUUAUUGAUGAAAGCUUUUUCUUUUACUUCAUUUAA
This is a messenger RNA of Vicia villosa (hairy vetch), 2106 nucleotides long. RefSeq names its product nicotinate phosphoribosyltransferase 2-like. The coding region runs from base 173 to 1846 and encodes 557 amino acids. Gene Ontology annotation, molecular function: nicotinate phosphoribosyltransferase activity. The record is from RefSeq and is a predicted model, not a curated record. Gene Ontology annotation, biological process: NAD+ biosynthetic process. The transcript has 15 exons. NCBI's taxonomy places the organism in Eukaryota, Viridiplantae, Streptophyta, Magnoliopsida, Fabales, Fabaceae.